This is a messenger RNA of Ictalurus punctatus (channel catfish), 4360 nucleotides long. It is a transcript of the gene traf2b, whose product is annotated as Tnf receptor-associated factor 2b. The record is from RefSeq and is a predicted model, not a curated record. NCBI's taxonomy places the organism in Eukaryota, Metazoa, Chordata, Actinopteri, Siluriformes, Ictaluridae. Gene Ontology annotation, cellular component: cytoplasmic side of plasma membrane; plasma membrane signaling receptor complex. Bases 244 to 1833 code for a protein of 529 amino acids. Gene Ontology annotation, biological process: activation of NF-kappaB-inducing kinase activity; protein autoubiquitination; tumor necrosis factor-mediated signaling pathway. Gene Ontology annotation, molecular function: tumor necrosis factor receptor binding; ubiquitin protein ligase binding; zinc ion binding. The transcript is spliced from 12 exons.
UUUCAGAAGAGCUUCUUAGCAGAUUUUUUUUAACCACCACUGUCUGUGAACAUGUCCAGUCCAGAGUUUCUGAGCAAAUUUUGUUGUUGCUAACAUGGCUAUCACGCAAUGUUCCUCGCGCGCGGCUCUGCAAGGUCAUCAAGGGAACUCGAUGAGUGCACGUUCAUGUUUCCAGCGACCGCUUGAGUUUUUACAAUAGCACCACCACUGAGGGGAAAAAAACUCUAUUGGGCAUCUUUAAAGAUGAUCAGCAUUGAGGAUAAAUGGAAGGGAAUGGCACGUCCAUCUUUGCCCUCGUCGAUGGACUCCACUUUACCAGGAAUAUCCCGGCAGGUCCUGUCCGUGUCCAUGGAACAUAAAUAUCAGUGCCAGAAGUGUAAAGAAGUUCUGAGGAAGCCUUUCCAGGCGCAGUGCGGACAUCGCUUCUGCGUGUACUGUUUUAAACAACUCACCAGCUCCGGGCCCAUCCCUUGUGAAGCCUGCCGUGACGAGGGAAUAUUUGAAGAAGAGCACUCGAUACUCGACUUUGCUGUGGCUUUUCCAGACAAUGCGGCGCGAAGAGAAAUCGAUGGUCUGCCUGCGAAAUGCCCGAACGAUGGCUGCACCUGGUCAGGAACAUUGAAAGAUUAUGAGGGGCAACACGAAGGCCGUUGUGAAUUUGAGCGUGUAACGUGUGAAGCGUGUCAACUCCUCAUCCUUCUCAGCGAGAAAGACCGCCACAACGAGAGAGAGUGUGAAGCCAGAACCCUUAACUGCAAAUACUGCAAAGUCUCCUUCAGCUUCAAAGAUAUUAAGGCGCAUGAUGAAAUCUGCCAAAAAUUCCCAAUGCAGUGCAAAGACUGUGGUAAAAAGAAGAUCCCUAGAGAAAAGUUUCAAGAGCAUAGCAAAUCAUGUGCAAAGUCCAAGUCGGCCUGCCAGUUCAGUGAAAUUGGCUGCAGAGUCGUGGUGGACAAUGGAAAACAGCAGGAGCAUGAACAGAACAGCGUGAUGGAGCACUUACGUCUCAUGCUGGCCGUGCUCUCGUCGGUGCGCGUGCGCUCUGAUGCGGCCGCAGGAGAAUGGCAGGAGGACUCUGGUUUCGGCCUGUAUCGUGGCCCCGAAGACGCCGCUCUUCCCGGCGGCGCCCAGGCCGCCGCUGGAGCCCCCGGAAUGCAGCAGAAAAUGACUGCGCUGGAGAACAUUGUGUGUGUGCUGAACAGAGAGGUGGAGCGCACGGCUCUCACGCUCGAAGCUCUCGGACGCCAGCACCGGCUCGACCAGGAGAAGAUCGAAAACUUAUCCAACAAGGUGCGCAUGUUGGAGCGGACGUUAAACAUGCGAGAUCUACAACUGGCCGAAUCGGAACAGAAUUUACGAGAGCUGCAGUUUUGCACUUACGACGGAGUGUUCAUUUGGAAAAUUUCGGACUUCUCACGCCGCAGGCAAGAUGCGCUGGCUGGUCGAGCGCCUGCCAUGUUCUCACCAGCGUUCUACUCCAGUAAGUACGGCUAUAAGAUGUGUUUGAGGCUGUACCUGAACGGCGACGGUUCGGGCAGAGGCACUCACCUCUCCCUGUUCUUUGUGGUGAUGAGAGGGAAAUAUGACGCUCUACUCAAGUGGCCCUUCAGCCAGAAGGUCACUCUGAUGCUUUUGGACCAGAAUAACCGGGAGCACAUCAUCGACGCUUUUAGACCUGACAUCAGCUCCACGUCUUUCCAAAGACCCAUCAGUGAGAUGAACAUCGCCAGCGGCUGCCCACUCUUCUGCCCCCUGGCCAAGCUGGCAGGAAAGAGCUCCUACGUCAGAGAUGAUACAAUUUUUAUUAAAGCGAUCGUAGAUCUCACUGGGCUUUAAACACGCAUAAAAUAUAUAAGCCAAGCUACAGCUUUGUGAUUAUAGUAGACCGGUAUAAUAACCAGGUCCUGCUUUGAGUCUUGGGCUCUUUCUCCGAGCUUAUCUUAUAUAUCUAGAUUAUCUAGUCUAUCUAUAUGAGCACUAAUCAAUCUAUAUGAGAACAUCAAUAGCAUAAAUCACAAGAAGAUAGCUGUAUUAAUAAUUAUUUUAUUUAAUGACAAUUACUAGGUCUGUCUGUGAAAGGCGAUUUGAAGUAAUUGGUCAUAUGCAUAUGUGAUUUUUUUUUUUUAUAUAUAUAAAAAUAAUUAAUAUAUAUUAUAUAUAAUUUAAAAUACGUUAAUACAGCAAACUAUUAUUAAUAGAUUAUAUAACUAUAUAUAAAAUAGCACUGUAGAAAAAUCACAGAUCUGCAGUGUGAAAUAAAACAACAUAUACUUUAGUUUUGUAGUUAUUAUUUACAACAUACGCUGUACAGGUUUCGCUCAACAUAUUCCCGUCGAUUCCUGACUUUUCCAGUCAUUACAAGAUCACAGAAAUGAACACAAAAUCGAGCAAACUCUCUAAUAUUCCGAGGAGCUGUCGAUUUUUCACAUUUACAGCAGAUUUUCCGCCGAUCUGGGCAAAUACGCAUCAUGUGACGUCGUCACGUUCAGAAGAUUCGCGUGCGUCGAACAUCAGUGCACUUAAAAGGUCUCAUUUACUGACGAACAUCACUGUCAUAUACACUAUAUGGCCAAGCCAAAAGUAUUUGAACACCUGACCAUCACACCUAUAUGUGCUUUUUGAACAUCUCGUUCCAGAUGCGGUUCCCCUUCUGCUCUUAUAAUAACUUCCACUAAUAACUUCCAAUAUAUGUUAUGUGACGUAUGGGGAAAAAAAAAAAAAAAAAACCUCUGCGAAAACCUGUAAGGACUGCUUUUUAUAUACGCUAUAUACUUAUACACCUAAAACAAAUUAAUAAAAUACGAAUUAAUAAAAUAGAUUUUUUUUUUUUUUUUUUAAAGGGGGAAGAUAAGAUUUUCUAUCAAACCAACAUGCUUGUAUUGUACUUUUUUAUAUUCAAAAGUGCUUUUUAUUUAAUACAGGCUUGGGCAUUCCAGGACUGCACAGUUAAGUGAGUUGCAGACCUGUUAUGUCUCCCAAACCUGUAGAAAAUAAAUCUGGAUGAUUGGGAUGAUUUAUACUAACAUCUAAUCCUUUGUUCUCAUUAAAAUGGCAUAGGGUGUGGGAAUGUACACUGAACAUGUAGCAUGAUCAGAAUGGUUGAGUGGCUACUAUAAUGUAGUUUAAUUAACUCAGCUUCUUAUUUAACUGCUGAGUAGGCAAUAUUUAUUGGGUAAAAUAACCUUUAAGCAAGGCUAUUAUUUUGUAUUUUACAUAAUCUUACUUAUCAUCCAUCUAGUUACAGAUGAACUUGCACGUUACGGUCAACUUCAGGACUCUCCUUCCCCAUUGUGAGCACAAGAAAGAAUGAAAUAUUGCGCACAUUGAUUUUAUAUUACUGGAUUUACAGGCUAAUAUUAUAAUGACGAUACUCGUAGCUGUGAAUGUGUUGCGUUGUCGCACUUUUAUUUUGGCGACUGGGGCUAGAAUAAAGAAAUUUAUAAUAAUAUUUUGAGAUACUGGAUUGAUUUGAUUUGUAUGACCUGUAAGCUGUAAUCGAGAUUAAAACAAACAAAAAGGCUUGGAAUAUUACACUUUAUGUGUAAUGAAAUUAGAAUGUAUGAAAGUUCCACUUUUUGAAUUGAAUUACGGGAAAAAUGAAGCUUUCCACGAUGUUAAUUUUUUUUAGAUGUUUUAUGAUUUCUUGUCGUAGUAUGAUCCUAUAACAUUAGUUCGAGUUUGACGUAUACAGGUAUAUUUAAAAGAAACGACAUUAAAGGUGCAUAUUCUCUGACAGGCUGGGGUAUGAGAAGAAAACAAUUUCAUAGUGCUCUACUGUAUAUGUGAACAAUAACGACUCAAAGGAUUAAAUGGGGUGGUGGUGGCUUAAAUGUCCACUCCCCAGCACCACCCUUGUGUAAGGCUAAACCCGUUAGUGAUAUUCGUGUGUUUGUAUGGAUAUCAGUUGUGGUUUGUAUGUGUGUCGUGAAUUUUGUGUGUGUGAACAGUUUGAAAGACAGAAAUGAUUUUGUACUGGGAAUCAAAUCCCAUACGAGUCAAAGGCCAUUACUGCGCUUUGAAGGUUUGGUAGUUAUGAUGCUGGUUAAAAAAAAACAAAUAAAUAAAAAAAUCCAAGUCAGGGAAAGUGGGGGAAAAAAAAAUGAAUAUAUAAUAUUUCAUUUCAGUGACCCUAGAUUGGUAGUUUUUUUUUUUUUUUUGGGGUUAAAUUUUGAUGCCAUGUCACAUUUAAUGUUAAUCACUGCCCUAUCAAAGACUGUAAUAAUAAAAAGGAAAGAUCGACGUAUGAUGUGCUAAAGCCGCUGACUCACCUUUUACUAGUUGAAUGAUUAAUUAUUAGACGUAGAUAUUCACAUGUUCCUUGUUUCUGUGACAUUUAUUAAAGUAAAUGAAGGUGUGAUACGGA